UUUUGAGGUCUGCCCAUCACAGCUGCUGUCUUUGCAGGAGCAGCCACACAGAGCCCCUCUCCACUCCUCUUCUGUCUCCUUCACUGUUGCUGUCGUUAUAUCUCCUAAGAAUGGAGAGCUGUAGCCAACUUGCAGAAGUACAGGCCCCUAACAGCGUCCCCAUGGCGGAUGUCACCCCAGACCUCACUGAGGACCUGAGUAAGCAAUUAGAAGACAUCAUCAGUACCUAUCAGGAAGCUGAGAAGCCAGCAGAGUCUGAGGAGCUGGAGGAAGAGGCCCUCACAGACUUAAAAGAGUCUGGCAAGGCCAAAGAUCAGAAGCUAGAAAAGAAAAUGCUCAAAAGCCUCGGCAAGGAAGCCAUGCUCCUUAUGCAAAGCCUGAACAAGCUUGGUACUCCAGAACAGAAACUGGAAGCCCUCAUCAAGAAGCAUGCUGAGUUGCUGGAAGAACAUCGCUCAGAGCAGAAGCAGUUGAAAAUGCUACAGAAGAAAUUGCUGCAGGUGAUGAAGGAGAAAGACCAGCUGCAGAGUGAACACAGCAGAGCAGUAUUGGCCCGCAGCAAACUCGAGGGGCUCUGCAGGGAGCUGCAGAGACACAACAAGACUCUCAAGGAGGAGACACUUCAACGAUGCCGUGAAGAUGACCUGAAGAGGAAGGAGAUCACCACUCAUUUCCAGAACACUCUUACAGACAUUCAGGCCCAGAUUGAAGAGCACAGCAAUCGUAACAACAAGCUAUGCCAGGAGAACAGUGACCUAGCUGAGAAACUCAAGGGCCUCAUUGCUAAAUAUGACCAGCGAGAGGCGAAUCUUGAAAAGGUGUUCAAGCACAGAGACUUACAGCAGAAGUUGCUGGAGACAAAACUUGCUCAGGCAAAUGCAAUGCUGAAAGAUGCUGAAGAGAAGCACAAGCUGGAGAGAGCACAUCUACUGAAACAAGCUGCUGAGGCUAAACUACAAGUGACGCUUAUGAAAGAGCAAGAAAAUGACAUGAAGACCCAGCUUGCACUGUAUUCUGAGAAGUUUGAUGAAUUCAAAGGAACUGUGUCACAGAGCAGUGGUGUGUAUGCCAGCUUCAAGCAAGACAUAGAAAAAAUGUCAAAGAAGAUGAAGAAGCUUGAGAAGGAGGCCAACGCAUGGAAAUCACGCUUUGAAGGCUGCAAUAAAGCUCUUGUUGAAAUGGUUGCAGAUAAAGUGCUGAAAGAGAAAGAGUUUGAGCUUUUUACUUUGAAGACCCAAAAACUGGAGAAGCUCUGCAGGGCACUGCAGGAUGAGAGAAAGAGCCUCUAUGAGAAGCUACAGGAGAACCGGCUGCCUGAAGUUGAUGCUGACAACCUGGAAACCCAGGAGCACGGAGGUGAGAAAGACAUCCUGGAGACCCAACAGCCUAGUGGCCAGGCAAGCGGCCUGGAGACCCAACAACCUGAAGCUGCAGAAGACACAGAAACCAAAGAAGAGGUAGCAGAGAAAACAAAAACAAACCCUCAGGAACCGAGGACCUCUGAAGAAACACUUAAUGAGCCCACUACUGCUACAUCACUUCUUACUAAAGAGCUAGGUAAUCUGAAGGCUGAAAAGGCCAGACUUCAAGAGGUAGCGGCAAGUUUUAAAAUCUCGCACAUCCCUGCGCAGGCUGUUCUCUCUGGAGAGGCCAGCAAGCUUUCAGAACACUCAGAGAGCACAGACUCUGUACAGGAGACCCAAGACCUUAUAGAGGCCAGUACUGAUCUGGAGUUUUAUCUCAAUCAAGAGAUCCCCUCCACAGAAACAUGGUCCGAUGAAAAUCAAGAGAUCAGAAACAAAGAAAUGGAGACAGUUGACUGAAAAUAUUGUAUACCAAUAAAUUGUUAUACAAUUUUUCAUAAAAUUUGUUUUACACAACAUGUUGAACAUGUCACAAUUUAACAAAUAAACAUGAUGUCCAAGUUGCUUCA
Colossoma macropomum (tambaqui) is the source of this 1933-nucleotide messenger RNA. RefSeq names its product taxilin beta b (gene txlnbb). The transcript has 10 exons. The coding region runs from base 111 to 1823 and encodes 570 amino acids. Lineage: Eukaryota; Metazoa; Chordata; Actinopteri; Characiformes; Serrasalmidae. Gene Ontology annotation, molecular function: syntaxin binding. The record is from RefSeq and is a predicted model, not a curated record.